Pectinophora gossypiella (pink bollworm) is the source of this 2634-nucleotide messenger RNA. RefSeq lists its product as uncharacterized. The record is from RefSeq and is a predicted model, not a curated record. The transcript has 9 exons. Gene Ontology annotation, biological process: positive regulation of protein tyrosine kinase activity; neuromuscular junction development. Lineage: Eukaryota; Metazoa; Arthropoda; Insecta; Lepidoptera; Gelechiidae. The coding region runs from base 1 to 2634 and encodes 877 amino acids. Gene Ontology annotation, molecular function: protein kinase binding.
AUGGCGGACGAGAACACCAUCAUCGAGGGCACCGUCAAGUUCCGCGAUGGCAAGAAGUGGAAGUCGCGGUGGUGCGUCAUGCGGAAGCUGUCGCCGGUGGCAGACUGCGUGCAGCUGCAGCUGUACCGCAGCUCGCGGGGGGCGGGCCGCGGGGCGGGCGGCGGGCGCGGGGCGUGCUGCGCCGCGCUGUCGCUGGAGCAGUUCGUCGGCGCCGAGAGCGGGUUCACGCUCGACAAGCACUCCAACACGCUGGCGCUCGUGUGCCGCGACCUCGUGGCCGUGCUGGCCUUCGAGACGCGCGAGCGGCUCAUGCAGUGGCAGGUGAAGGUGGCGGCGGCGCUGGGCGCGGCGCGCAGCCACACCGUGCUGCUGGCGGCCGCCGGCGGGGCCCUGCCGGCCGGGCCCGCGCGGCUGCUGCUGCGCGGCAACAGGGCCGCGCUCACUGCCGGGGCGCCGCCGAGGCUGCUCGCGCUCUUCGAGCUGCAGCAUCUCAGGCGAUACGGCGUCGUCGAUGGGCGAUUCUGCUUCGAGGGCGGCUCACUGUGCGGCAAGGCAGAGGGUCUGCACGUGCUGGUGACGGACCGACCGCAGGACAUCCUGCGGGAUUUCGAGCUCGCUGCGCGCGGCCGGCUGUCCCCGCGACGCCGCCCUACUCUGGCAUCGAGAAGAACGGAAAGCGUAGAGAGUCCGCCACCGAGUGGCAGCGAAGCGAGUUGGAUGUCGAUGCGGCCGGAGGCGGGCGCAGAGGACACGGCGUCAGUCCGUGGGCUGGCGGCGACUACAAGUAACGGCGGCGUGGCGCUGGAGCGCUGCAUGAGCUGCAUGUCGAAGCUGGGCGCCAUGUCGCGCUCGUCCACGGCGGCGCUGACGCCGGGCGCGCAGCACUUCAGCCCCGCCUGGACCAUGGAGGCGCUGGCCGAGCCCCGCGCGCCGCCGCCCCAGCGGCCCGGUGACGUCACGCGGCCCGGUGACGUCACGCGGCCCGGUGACGUCACGGCGCCGCCCGAGCGGCCCGCGCGGCCGGCGCGGCUCGACCUGCCGCGUUCCUGUUCCUGUCACACGCUCGAUGACAGAGAGUCCUCGGGAAUCGGUCCCUAUGAAAACUACGAUGUGCCGAGGGUUCCCUCUACCGAGGUCGAAGGCGAAUAUUACGAUACGCCGAAAAGACUAAGAGAAUGUUUCGAUGACGAACUGUUUCGAAUCACCAGAAGUUCGACGGCGAACACGCUCAUAUUGAAGAAGCCGUGCGGUUGUUUACUUAAAUUCGGGAAGAAACGUCGCGAGCCUACGGUGGUGGAGGCGGAGGAGGAGUUGCGCGCGGCGGCAUGCGCGUGCCAGCGCGUGACGGACUGGGCCAACACGUGGAUCAAGCUGCCCUACUGCCGCCGCGGCGCGGCCCGCAGCGAGCCCUCCACCUGCGACAAGGAGAACGUCACGCCCGACGCGGCCGCGCUCUACGCCACCAUUGACUUCUCGCGGAAGACGAGGAGAAAAACCUGCAGCGGGGAGACGGUCGAAGUCGACAACGGACCGCUCGCACACUACGAAAACCUGAACUUCGCCCUCUCGUUGGAAUAUUACGAGAACGCGAAGGAUAUGCUCAGGAAGGCGGGCGUGACGCAGACCGAGCUGAACGCGAUCAGUGCCAAUUUGAAGCCGACAACGUUCGUGGCCGACAACCGCGGCUCCUGCACGAAAUGUAAGUAUCCGGCGAAACCUUCCUCGGCCACUAAAUCGGACGACGAGUACCUCAUGAUGGAGCCGAACGCGAUAGGCGGCGACAAGCCGGAGCACAGCCGCGCGCCGCCGGCGGGGUACACGCCGAUGUCGCCCAUCGCCGGGUUCGCGUUCCACACGCUGAAGCACCUCGCCAAGAGCCCCGGCGGCCGCCUGCUCGACGAGAAGUCCGCGAGCAACCCGUCCCUGGGCGCCAGUGCCGCGCCCGCGCCCCGCGCCGCCCGCGCCCGCCCCCGCUCCAGCUCGGCCGACUCGUCGCGCUUCCUGGACGACGUCAAGGAGUUCGACGGCUCCGGCAGCGUCGGCGGCUCCGCGUCGUCGCUGGAGACGUUGCGCGACGCGGGCGCACGCGGCGCCGCCGCCGACGGCAAGCUGUCGGACGUGGACAGCUCGGAGGCGUCCAAGGGGCGCGAGGCCGCGGCGCGCGCGGGCGGCGCGCCCGCCGCGGCCGGCAACCGCGACUCGUCCAGCUCCAACGACUCGGGCGUGUCCUCGUGCUCGCUGCGCGCGGCCGCGGCGCGCGAGCCCCCCCGCCGCCACGCGCGCGCCGCCGCCCGCCGCCCCCCCGCCCGCGGCCCCCCCGCCCGAGGGCCCCCCGCCCCGCCGCGCGCGCCGCCGCCGCGGGAGGACACCAAGUCCUCGUCCGCCGAGGCCGAGGUGCCGCUGUUGACGCUGCGCCCGCUGAGAGGUUCCGGCCAGGACUCCCGCAGCACGUCCAGCGGCACGUCGGACAUGUCGGACUACAUCGAGACGCUGUCGCUGUGUUCGUCGCACUCGUCGAGCGACACGCCGGUCACGAUGCGCGCCGGCGUGACGGCGUCGCUGCGGCCGCGCUCGGGCCGCGAGUACGCGCGCCUGGCGCCCGGCGGGCUGCGCGCGCACGCCGACGCGCGCUGA